AUGUUGCAGGAGAGGCGUCGAUUUCUUGACAGAGGAGAGAUGCCAGAAGAUUCAGAACUUGUUGGCAAGUCUGAAGAAGCCCCCAUUAAAUUAGAAAGUGUACCGAAAAGAUUGGAGAAGUCUUCUGAGAAGAUAUGCAUUCGAUCUCUCACACACCCUGGUCCGUCUACAUUUUCAGAAUCAACAGCAUCCUCGCCUAAACUAGCAAUCGCCCCGAUGUAUCAACCAGAGAUUCCUGCCCAACCAAAACCUACUCAAACUGUCGCAGGCAUGGAUUCAGCAGUGAAAAGGUCUGCAAAGACUGACCCACCGGGAGUCUCAAUUUUAGGUUGUGUCUCUGCAUCUUUUACCGAUGUACUCGGGCCUGUCAAUGAAAGAGUCCUCUGUCUAGAAUGUGGCAAGGAUUUCGUCAGCGACAGAGAGUUUCUUGACCAUUUUCAACCUACUCACGGCCGUAAUUUUGGAGAUCUCAAUCCAGCUAUGAUAAAUAAGAUAAGUCCUGGCGCGUUUCUGAAUAGCCUUCACCGUGCAUGGGCAAAUACAAGAGCCACAGAGCCAAUGUACAACAACUGGUAG
This is a messenger RNA of Botrytis sinoallii, 576 nucleotides long. RefSeq lists its product as uncharacterized. The record is from RefSeq and is a predicted model, not a curated record. The coding region runs from base 1 to 576 and encodes 191 amino acids. NCBI's taxonomy places the organism in Eukaryota, Fungi, Ascomycota, Leotiomycetes, Helotiales, Sclerotiniaceae. The transcript is spliced from 2 exons.